AUUUAAUUUCACAUAAGACAGUAAACAAAUGCAUCAAUUGCAGAAGGCUACCUUAGACGUAUAUAAAGUGUCGUGGCACGUCGAUGGAAUGUAUCACUCAUUUUGGGACCUGUCUUACUACAAAAGCUCACUGAAACAAAAUGAAACCUACUAUCAUUUUCCUGACCAUUUGCGUGGCUCUUUCGCACCAGCAGUAUUAUCAUCCUCGCAUGAUAGUGGGACAUCCCUGGAUGUCACCAUUCGCGCACUACCAGAUGUUCAACGAUUACCAGGAUGAUUCUCCGUACAUUGGCAGCUACAACAACGUCCAAGCGAGAGUCAAGGGCUACGAUACUGUGCCUCAAGAUGGGUUCGGAGGACAGCAAGAUGUUGGACAAAAUCGAUUUCUAUUCAACUCGGGUUCCUCUUCCAUCGGAAAUCCCUUGUUGAAAACUGUCACAUUCACGAUCACGUCAACGUGCACGGCCCUGAGCAUCACGACAUGCGUUGCCAUGACCAACCUUUCACCCAACCCAGUUGCAUGCGCUGGACGUAGAAGACGAUUUGCCGAAUACAACGACGAACAAGGCGAGGACAUUGCAGCCCAAUUUCCCAUCGUUCCCAGCGAAGUCAAAAUUGUGAUGCCAACAGCCGAGCCCAGCACAGGCCUGGCCCGUAAUUCUCGUGAUUUACCAUUUGGUGUAUCUUCGUCGAUGGACGACGAUGGUGAUUCGAACGCUGUGGCUAGCAUCGGUAUGCAAAAUCGGGGUAAACGCUUCUUCCAACAAAUUUGGAAUGGAUUUGCAACUGGCAUCACCACAACUACAUGGUCGGUCGUCUCGAGCACCUUUACUUCUACUCUUGCUAUUCCCGGAGUUAGUACCAUCCUUCCCUGUUUACCAGCUGGUUAUGGAAUUUGUCAAAUUGCAGUUGGCAAGUAAAGUGCUACUUUUACAUUGCAUGAUACCACGGAAAAUAAGUUGAACAAGCGUUCUUUAUA
Daphnia carinata is the source of this 979-nucleotide messenger RNA. RefSeq lists its product as uncharacterized. NCBI's taxonomy places the organism in Eukaryota, Metazoa, Arthropoda, Branchiopoda, Diplostraca, Daphniidae. The transcript has 4 exons. The record is from RefSeq and is a predicted model, not a curated record. The coding region runs from base 141 to 920 and encodes 259 amino acids.